AUGGUCGAAUCGACUUCACCGAACCAACGGACCGACGAUGACGACGCCUUUUCGGCACGACUGCCUACAUGCACCCCUCAGGCACAUACGAACCCAGUUGAGCGACGAGCCGAGCGCAAACAGUCCAAUCACAAUCUCUUUAACCGAACCGACGAUGACAACGCCUUUUCGGCACGACUGCCCACAUGCACCCGUCAGGCACAUACGGAUCCUUUGAAACGACGACUCGGGCGCACACAGCCCAAUCACGUCCUUGUUCGGGAAGGGAAGCAAGGCGAAUGCCUCGGCUAUUCGGAAGCUAGUACAGAGCCGAGAAUGUCUCCGAACGCCACGAAUUGCCCUGCUGCCCAUGUGCACGAAGCUGCUUUUUCCGCGGAGAACCGAAUUCCAGUGGAAUGGCAGCCGAAUAUCCGACAAAACGAGCCGAAGUUGGUCUUGGAACGCCGUCAUGUCCGACUGCUGAUGGCGGGGCUUGCGAAGCACUGCGGGGAAAAGCUGUCCGAGUCGGCUCAGACCGCAGAUCUUCUAAGCCCGCCGUCCGAGCGCAGUCUGCCGUCGUUCUACACGUCGAUGCAUCUUCGGUGGCCUGGUGAUGUUGCCGGAGCAAAGAGUACCAGUGCCUCAGGGUGUACAACAGGGGGAUGA
Messenger RNA from Pseudozyma hubeiensis SY62, 645 nucleotides. RefSeq lists its product as hypothetical. The transcript has 3 exons. Bases 1 to 645 code for a protein of 214 amino acids. Lineage: Eukaryota; Fungi; Basidiomycota; Ustilaginomycetes; Ustilaginales; Ustilaginaceae. The record is from RefSeq and is a predicted model, not a curated record.